Messenger RNA from Dioscorea cayenensis subsp. rotundata (Guinea yam), 1044 nucleotides. Its product is annotated as phosphatidate cytidylyltransferase, mitochondrial. NCBI's taxonomy places the organism in Eukaryota, Viridiplantae, Streptophyta, Magnoliopsida, Dioscoreales, Dioscoreaceae. The record is from RefSeq and is a predicted model, not a curated record. Gene Ontology annotation, biological process: CDP-diacylglycerol biosynthetic process; cardiolipin biosynthetic process. Gene Ontology annotation, cellular component: mitochondrion. The transcript has 10 exons. Gene Ontology annotation, molecular function: phosphatidate cytidylyltransferase activity. Bases 121 to 1044 code for a protein of 307 amino acids.
CGCAAGUCCUCUUCCUCUCGCGCUUCAGAGGACAAUGGCAUUAACAGCGGCGGCGGCGGCGGCGGCGGCAGCUUGCAGCCCCUUUGGAGCUCUUCCCUCCCCUCGACUUCUGCUGCGCCUAUGGAUCCUCCCUCCUUCCCUACCAAUAAUGACAAGACUUCUAUGGUGGAUUACAUUCUCGGUGUUCAAAACCCUCUUCAAUGGCAUCAAGAUAAUUUGGAGAGGAAUAGAGAUCAUUACUCCAAUUGUAUGGCUCGUCUCGGACCUAAAACGAUCACUCGGAUUUCCAAUGGGAUUGGUGUGGGAGUGUACUUUAAUCCAUUUGUGGAAUGGAGGGGCAAGAAGAUCAAAUAUGGUGUGGUGAGCAUGCAAGAUUUAGCUUGGGAUGUGUUGACUUGGGAAAAGUUUUACCUGAGUGGCCGCUUGCAAAAACCUGUUCAUUUUCUUGUAGAUAAUUGGGAGAUAAGCAAAGUGAACUCAAUUAAUCUGAAAGCUGCGACUUCUGCUGCAUUACUCUUUUUGCCUGAUGAGUUCACUGAGGAAGAUCUUUAUGGCAAGAUCUGCAGCCUUUCAUACAUGGGUGACUUGCGGAUGCUCUUUGCAGAGGAUAAGAAUAAGGUCAAGAAGAUCGUCCAAGGAAGUUUUAAUUCAUUCAGAGCAAUGUACAAACCUUUUUUAGAAGAGUAUGCAUCUGAAGGAUUGCUAAAAGUUUCUUCUUUCGCCCAUCAGAAAGUAUUUAAACAGGACUCUGGUUUGUCUGCAACAAGCCAUCUCUUCACUUCUCUUCCUUCAACAGUAUUAAAACAAGUGGCACCAAAGCUUGGUCUAAAGAAAUUAAUUGAUGAUUCAGGUGUUGUUUCUCCGAACAUUGUGAUUCAUUCAAGGGACAAGGUUAAGAACUCUAUGCACAAAGUUUUGAGACGCAUUGUUAUGAUUUCAAGCGCAAGGCAGGCAGUCUCUGGCCUAGUUGCUGCUGGUGGUGUUAACGCUGCUGUUUACCUUGCAAGGAAAAUUUCCAAGUCAUGGAGAUCAAGAACAACAUGA